AUGAUAAAGGAUAAGCCGAGGUGUUGGCAUGAAACCUUUUCAGAAGCCUUGUGGGCUUAUAGAAAUUUAAAGCGAACAAGUACUGGAACAACUCCUUAUCGAUUAACCUUUGGCCAUGAUGCUGUGUUGCCAAUGGAGUUAAAUGUAAAAUCGGCAAGGGUAGCUCUACAACAUAAUCUUAUACCUGCCGAUUACAAUGAAGCUAUGCUUGCCGAGUUGGAGGAUUUAGAUGAGGUUCAAAAACUUGCUUUAGACCACCUUAUGGUCCAUAAAGCAAAGGUAAUGAAGGCUUACGACAAAAGGGUGAAGUUCAAGUCAUUUGCAGAGGGUGACAUGGUUUGGCAAACAAUUCUCCCACCAGGAAAAGUAGACAGAACUUAUGGCAAGUGGUCACCUACAUGGAAUGGACCAUAUAUAGUUCAUCAGGUGUUGCAUGGAGGUGCAUAUAAGUUGAAGGAUUUAGAUGGUGAGGUGCAUGAAAGACCAAUAAAUGAAAGGUAUAUGAAGAAGUAUCAACCCAUUAUUUUUGAACUUAUGAAGGAAAAGAAAGCCUCUAAUAAUUCAAAUAUAAAGGGUGAGUGUUCAGCUUAA
Cornus florida is the source of this 591-nucleotide messenger RNA. RefSeq lists its product as uncharacterized. The record is from RefSeq and is a predicted model, not a curated record. The coding region runs from base 1 to 591 and encodes 196 amino acids. NCBI's taxonomy places the organism in Eukaryota, Viridiplantae, Streptophyta, Magnoliopsida, Cornales, Cornaceae. Gene Ontology annotation, molecular function: nucleic acid binding. The transcript has a single exon.